UUCACCUUUGGGCUCAACGCCGAGAACUCCUCACUCUCUCUCUCUCUCUCUCUCGCUCGCCGGCAAUUGAGCAUCAUGGCAAUCCCUGCUGCUUCUGCGGCGGCGAAGGCGAAGGCGACGAGCUCGUCGUCAAUGACUUCGACGAUCAGAGCCUACUCUCUGCCUCUGAUUCUCUUCAUCGUCGCCAUGUAUUUCCAGCUCUCUGUUAUUCCCAAAUCCUUCCCUCCUUCUCACUACGCCGUUCUUGGUCUGAGGAGUCAGAGCUCCAUUGAAGAAGUGAAAGAGGCCUAUGACAACGUUUCUUCGACGUGGAAUUCAGAAGCGCAAGCUCCGGAUUCUCUCGAAUUUAUAAAGAUUCGAUAUGCUUAUGAGUUGCUCACAAAUCCAUCAUGGAAAAGAAACUAUGACAUUUUUGGCUUUGAGGAGCAAAUAGAUGUAAUUGAGAAGCUCAAAAAGCAAUAUGCUGGAGAAAGCUUUUCACGGAUAGACCUUCCUUUACUAGAGUCUGCUGCUUCUGAUUCUGAAGAUCAUAACCUUCCAGUCAUUACCUCUAAGGAUUUCCAGACCAUGUUUCAGGACAACAAGCCUUGGCUAAUUCAGUUGUGCUCAUUUGGGAGCAAAAGCUGUGAUCAAUUUUCUCAUGCCUGGAAGAGAAUUGCUGGUUUCUUGGAUGGUGUGGCAAAAGCUGCUCAGGUAGAUCUUGAAGAUAUUCAGCUAGCAACAUAUCUUGCUGAUAAAAAACCAACCGGACAACCUUUCUUCAGGAAUAGCCUUCCUUCUUUUGUCGCUUUUCCCCAGGGAUGUAAAAGUGCCAAGUGCGUUAUUAGGUAUGAAGGAGACCCCUCAAUUGAUUCAGUUACAGAUUGGUUUGCAACAACCAUACUCGGUUUACCUCGUAUUCUUUACUACUCAAAGGAGUCACUGGGGGAGAAGUUUCUAGCAAAAGUUAGUCUUCAUAAGGUAAAAGUCAUUUUCUUCUCAAAAACAGGGGAGCGUGCAGCUCCAAUUGUACGCCAAGCUGCUAAAAGUUAUUGGGCUCAUGCUUCUUUUGCAUUUGUGCUGUGGCGAGAAGAGGAAUCUUCCUUUUGGUUCAAUUCGUUUGAAGUUGAAUCUGCACCUGCUAUAGUGUUUCUGAAAGAUCCUGGUGUUAAACCUGUUGUGUACCAUGGGUCUUUCAGCAAUUCACGUCUCUUAGAUAUCAUCGAACAGAAUAAAGAGCAAGAGCUUCCUCAGUUGAGGAGUACAACAUCUAUGCAAUUGGGUUGCGAUGCCCAAGGGUAUUCUCGUGCUGGAUACGAUACCGUUACUUGGUACUGUGCUGUUGUAGCAGGAAGGCAUAGCCCACAACUCAGUCAAAUGCGCAGAACCUUGCGCAGGGUUCAAGAAACUUUAUCGAAUGAAGUUAAGUCGAUACCGGCUGAUGAAGAACAAACAGCACCAGCAGCACGUGCACUUCAAAGUAAACGACUGACAUUUGCUUGGCUUGAUGGGGAAGCCCAAAAGAAAUAUUGUCUCUUCUUCCUCCAAUCUGAAACCAGCUAUGAAACUUGUGGAUCAAGGACAGAUAUGACCGAUGUACCUAAGUUAUUUAUUAUACGCUACAAAAGGAAUGUAUCAGAAGAGAGUGAGAAGCCAGAGGGAAAGCCUAAAAGCAUAUGGGAUUCACUUCAGGACCAGGAAUUAGAUCCUGCAGCACAGCUUGUGGCAAAGUACAAUGGUUCAGAUGAAAUUCCAGAGAUUACCAAAUGGAUCUCCCAAAUAAUCAAGGAUGGUGACGCCAGAGACCUUCCUCACUAUAGAACAAGAACUCCUCAACUGGUUCCUGAUGAUUCGGAACCAAUAUGGUCCAGCAGUAUUCAACGUAUUCCUUCAACAAAGACGAUAAAGCAGAGCAUCAUUGGCAUUUUACGUGGAGUAUAUGAUCGUAUGGAAGAUCCAAGAAUUGGUCCGAUCUUGCUUCUGGCAGCACUAAUGUCUUUCGGUAACAUCUGGCUUCGAAGGAGUCAAGCAACUCCAUUGUCAAAUCAACCAAAUUCCAAGAAUAGAAGUAGUCGAAGGAGGAGAGACCGCAGUGGAGCAGCAUCUACUCAAGACCUACCUCCUUCUAUUACUGAUAUGGAACCCAGAGAUUCUUAUGAAAUGCCACUAUCAGGUUCCGACUCCGAUCAGUAGAGAUGCUGCUAGAUUUUUAAAGAAAAAAAAUAGUGCUCACUAAUCCCAUAUGAUGCCGGAAAGUCUUCAGAUGCUGACAGAGAUCACUGCCAAUUAUUUCUGUCAAGGCAUGAACAAGCCCCAGAUAUCCUCAAACUAAAGAUGACAGCUUCCGGUCAAGUAUCUUCUUUAAUUUUGACAGAACAGUUUACUAGGUAUUUACUUUAGAGAAGAUUUUUGAUUCUG
This is a messenger RNA of Rosa chinensis, 2397 nucleotides long. RefSeq lists its product as uncharacterized. Lineage: Eukaryota; Viridiplantae; Streptophyta; Magnoliopsida; Rosales; Rosaceae. The record is from RefSeq and is a predicted model, not a curated record. The transcript has 20 exons. The coding region runs from base 76 to 2172 and encodes 698 amino acids.